AUGUGCUGCCGCUUCUGUCACCGCUGGCAACCGCUCUGUGCACUGGGGCUGUUGCUGCUGCUGCUGCCGCCCCUUGACCAACCCCCCUGGGGUUUGGCGGCGAGGGGCGGGGAUGGUGAGGGCACGCCACCUCAUCCUAUCAACUAUUCUCCACCCCCACCCCCGGUCCUUGUAUCUCCCCUGGCAGCAACUACAGCGGUCCCAGGCCGCUGUGACACCAUAUACCAGGGCUUUGCCGAGUGUCUCAUCCGCUUGGGGGACGGCAUGGGCCGCGGAGGUGAGCUGGAGAGCGUCUGCAGGUCUUGGAAUGAUUUCCACACCUGUGCUUCGCGAGUCCUGUUGGGCUGCCCUGAGGAGGCCGCUGCCGUGUGGGAGUCACUACAGCAAGAAGCUCGCCGGGCCCCACACCCAGAUAAUUUGCACACUCUGUGCGGCACCCCUGUACGCCUUCAGGAGCACGGGGCGGGCCCAGAGACCAACCAGGAGACGCUGCGGGCGACAGCGCCAGCACCCACUCGGGUCCCCGAGCCCCCUCUGCUGGCGGCUGCUUUGGCACUCGCCUGCCUCCUGGGUCCUCUGGCCUAGCCGGUCUGGCCGGGUAGCAGCGUGUCCCCCCACCCCGCCCCCCCUGCCCCCCCCCACCCGCCCCGUCUCGAAAGCGCUCGGCU
Orcinus orca (killer whale) is the source of this 668-nucleotide messenger RNA. RefSeq names its product neuritin 1 like (gene NRN1L). The transcript is spliced from 4 exons. Bases 1 to 585 code for a protein of 194 amino acids. Gene Ontology annotation, cellular component: plasma membrane. Gene Ontology annotation, biological process: neuron projection extension; nervous system development. Lineage: Eukaryota; Metazoa; Chordata; Mammalia; Artiodactyla; Delphinidae. The record is from RefSeq and is a predicted model, not a curated record.